GCGGCGCUGCAGGACGGAGCGGAAGCAAGAGUAGAAACCUAUCCGCCAUUGUGGAGUAUGUUUCCAGUGAGACACCAGUCGGGUUCGGGUUGACUGAUAAAACACCAGCUUGCGGGUAAAAAGAAACCACACAGACGCUUGAACUUAUUAAAAGUGUCCAGGUCGUCGUGAGGACCGAGAGAGGAGCCAGAGGGGGGUCGGGGGGGGAGAGCCGAGGACGGAUCACAACCAGCCGGGUUUUCUGGAGGAUGUCUGCGACUACAGUCGACCAGAGACCUAAAGGACAAGGAAAUAAAGUACAAAACGGAUCAAUGCAUCAAAAAGAUGGUGUGAAUGAAGAUGAUUUUGAGCCUUACCUAAGUGGCCCGACAAAUCAGAGUAACAACUAUCCACCAAUGUCCGAUCCCUACAUGCCUAGUUACUAUGCUCCAUCCAUUGGCUUCCCUUAUUCUCUGGGAGAGGCUGCCUGGUCCACAGCAGGAGACCCGCCAAUGCCCUACCUAACUACCUAUGGACAGAUGAGCAACGGUGAACCGCACUUUAUUCCUGAGGGUGUUUUCAGCCAACCAGGUGCCCUGGGUAACACCCCGCCUUUCCUCGGCCAGCAUGGCUUCAACUUCUUUCCUGGUAAUGCAGACUUUUCUACCUGGGGCACCAGUGUCUCUCAGGGUCAAUCAACACAGAGUUCAGUCUACAGUAACAGCUAUGGCUAUGCCCCAAGCUCGCUGGGCCGGGCCAUUGCAGAUGGACAGGGGGGCUUUGGAAAUGACACUCAACUCAAUAAGGUUCCAGUGUUAAACAGCAUUGAGCAGGGCAUGGCAGGGCUAAAACUGGGUACAGACAUGGUGGCAGCUGUCACCAAAACCGUGGGCUCAUCCUUAGGAGGUGCAGCAGUUAUGAGCAGUAUGGCGGCCAAUAACCUCCCUCCCCCUGUCAGCACAUCCGCACCUAAACCUGCUUCCUGGGCAGCCAUCGCCAAGAAGCCGGCCAAGCCUCAGCCCAAAGUCAAACCCAAAGCCAACAUGGGAAUGGGGGGUGGAAACACCAUCCCCCCACCCCCAAUAAAGCACAAUAUGAAUAUAGGUACUUGGGACGAUAAGGGCUCGCUGAACAAGCCCCAGAUAGCUCAGACUAUUAUGCACCCCCAAACUCUGGUGCAGCAGCCUCUCUUAGCUCAGCCACAGCCCUUACUGCAGAACCAUCUACCCCCUCAGGGUCCCCAUCAGCAUCAGCAUCAGCAUCAGCAUCAACACCAGCAUCAGCAUCAGCAUCAACAUCAUCAACAUCAUCAACAUCAACACCAACACCAUCAGCCCUUUCAACUCCAGUCCCUCCAGUCCCCUCAACAUCCUCAUUCUUUGCCCCCUGGCCCUCAAAGCUUGCACCUCCAUUCCCAUCCUGGUCCCCCACACCAUCAGCAACAGCCCCAGCAGCCUGGCCCACCCCCUAACCGUUGGGUGGCUCCCAGGAACCGGGGUGAGGGCUUUGGUCUGGUGGCUGGAGUCCCACUGAGUGCUUCCCCGUGCUCUGGAGAAGUGCACCCCGUCCUGGAGAAACUCCGUACCCUCAACAACUACAACCCCAAAGACUUUGACUGGAAUUUGAAAAACGGACGUGUUUUCAUAAUCAAAAGCUAUUCAGAAGAUGACAUCCACCGCUCAAUCAAGUACUCUAUCUGGUGCAGUACAGAACAUGGCAACAAGCGCCUGGAUAGUGCCUACCGCUCCAUAGGAAACAAGGGGCCUUUGUACCUCUUGUUCAGCGUCAACGGCAGUGGGCACUUCUGCGGUGUGGCCGAAAUGCGCUCACCUGUGGACUACAAUGCCUUUGCAGGCGUCUGGUCUCAGGACAAAUGGAAGGGCAAGUUUGAAGUGAAGUGGACUUUCAUUAAAGACGUGCCCAACAACCAGCUGCGUCACAUCCGGCUGGAGAACAAUGACAACAAGCCAGUGACCAACUCCAGGGACACUCAGGAAGUGCCUCUGGAGAAGGCCAAACAAGUGCUUAAAGUUAUUGCCACUUACAAGCAUACCACCUCAAUCUUUGACGACUUUGCACAUUAUGAGAAACGUCAAGAAGAGGAGGAUGCUCUGAGGAAGGAGCGCAGUAGAAAUAAACCAUAACCUUCAAGCAAGCUCUGCUAGAACUGCAACACUAAUGGUGUAGGACCUUAAAUCAAAUUUGCCUAACCACAAGGAGGAAAGCCUCUCGCAGCUUUCUGCUGAAGAUGACAAUGUAUCUGACACUUGAAUAUGACAAUAGGUGGACUCAUCCGUAUCCAUUGACUGGUGCAUCAAACCCUGUGUUCUUGUUUCAUGAGAAAAGGAGCAUAACUCACUUUGAAACUCUGUCUUUAAAGCACUUUCAGUCCUUCUAAACAGCCUCCACCAACUCCCUUAACUCUCUAAUUCUGUUCUUUGAUUUUUGUUUGUGAGCCACUAACUAAUUAACCUGAGUAGUCAGAAAAUGUCAUUGAGCUUAUUUGUAUUUUUUUAAUGCCUCACAUUUUUUGAGAUCUUGCUAAGCUUUCAUCAGGCCUUGGAGAGAAUGAAAGUAUGUAUACAUUAAUCUUGUACUUGAAUCUGUAUUCAGUCAUCUGCUCCUUCCAGACGGAGACUGUGGGUGAUUGACAGGGGAUAUGGAAUAAUUGAGAAACAGCCACAAUCAUGCCAAUCAUGUCAAUCACAGGAUUUACUCUUCUUCCUUUCCCCUUUUUGUAUGCAUCUGUUUCUGUAUACCAAAAGAUUAGUUAUGCAGCAGUUUGGCGAAAGCCAGCUCGUGGUCAUCUUUGUUUUUCUUUUUCUUUCUUUCCUUUGAUUCUGUCAUUCUGAAGUGCAUUUGUCUGAGGAGAAACCUGCUGCUCUGGUAGAACCAGCGAUGGCCUGCAUCGGCCCUGUUGGUGACCGUCUUUGCUCCCACGUUGAUGUAUUCUUUAAUCUUACCUCAGGCUCCAUCAGAUUGUCUAUCCUCAAUAGCUCUCAGCGCCUAAUUAAACUUGACUUGAGAUACCCCCCCAAAAAGGUGAAACAUCAACUGCAGGGGUGUGACAGUUUUCUCCUCUUGGUAACUCUCUAGCUGAAUAAAAAAUACUCAAGUUUAGCGCAAAUGUUGCUUUUGUGUUUUCACUUAAUUUCCUGAUACACAAUUUUAACUUCUUUUUUAAAUAAUCCCUAUCUCAGUUUAAUUAUUGGGGGGCUGUAGUUGAGUUUAGUUUGCAUAGUUGCUUAUGGAUAGAGAAGAUAACAAGAACUUCUCUCCACUUUGAGUCAGCAUAUUAUUGAGAAAGGAUAAAAAUGACAAAGGUGUACUAUAAAUAAAAUGAACCGCACAACCUAAAGAUGUUGAGCUGUGGAUGCUGCGAUGGAGGCCUGUCCCAAGCAGGGCGGUACAUUUAUUUUGGCACCAUUGGAACGAGCAACAUUAACUGUAUAGACUCUAACAGCACUGAACUGAGCAUGCAGGUACUAGAAAAAAGGAACUAAGUACAUCUAUUUAUGUUAUACCCAUGUCAUUUUAAUUCUUUAAUACAUUUCAGCUUUAAAUUGCUUUAGAACUCAGUAUCAAAUGUUUUAGUUUUUACUUAACACUAUUAAUUAAAUGACUGUUGGAAACUUGGAACUAAAGACUUUAUCAAUUACUGAAAAAAUGUCAAAUAUAGACUACUGCACUAUAUUUCAAUCCUUACUCUUAUUGCAGAUUUAAGUAUUUGUGGCAAUUUUGGAUCAUGAUUCCAGUUCGAAUGGUACUUUUGAAACCCACGUUCUGCUUCAGAUUGAAGGCUCAGAUGUCUCCUGCUUUUCUUUUGCCAUUCAAUUUCCUAUUUUAACAUUUAUCUAACAUAAUAAUAGUAAUGAGAUGUUUUAUCUCAAUAUCUUGAUUAAUUGGGCAAAUGACCUGAUACUUCACAAAAAAAAAAGUUAUAUUAAUAAAGAUUUGUGAAUCAAAAUUGUCUUUGUUUUUAUCCCCUCUAUAACUGCAUCGUGUUGUCAUCCUUUGAAGGCAUUAAACCUCCAGGAUGAAAUCCUGAACUAUCUCCUACCUGC
Cololabis saira (Pacific saury) is the source of this 4043-nucleotide messenger RNA. It is a transcript of the gene ythdf3, whose product is annotated as YTH N6-methyladenosine RNA binding protein F3. Gene Ontology annotation, cellular component: cytoplasm. Lineage: Eukaryota; Metazoa; Chordata; Actinopteri; Beloniformes; Belonidae. The record is from RefSeq and is a predicted model, not a curated record. The transcript is spliced from 5 exons. Bases 249 to 2123 code for a protein of 624 amino acids. Gene Ontology annotation, biological process: mRNA destabilization. Gene Ontology annotation, molecular function: mRNA binding; N6-methyladenosine-containing RNA reader activity.